Messenger RNA from Archocentrus centrarchus (flier cichlid), 3106 nucleotides. RefSeq names its product chromosome 16 C8orf76 homolog (gene c16h8orf76). The coding region runs from base 482 to 1570 and encodes 362 amino acids. The transcript has 8 exons. Gene Ontology annotation, molecular function: protein binding. Lineage: Eukaryota; Metazoa; Chordata; Actinopteri; Cichliformes; Cichlidae. The record is from RefSeq and is a predicted model, not a curated record.
CUCACACCUGAAGUGUCAGUGGGAAUAAAAAGAGGGCAAAGACUCAUUUCUAAUUAACGGAUGUGUUUUUUUGUUUGUUUGUUUUUUGUUUUGUUUUGUUUUGCUUUGAUUUUUAUAUCCAACAUGAAUCCCUCCUUCAGUCUGUGGCUGUGCAGUGUGACGGUAAUGGGUCAUAGUGAGGAUGAAGUCAGCCAAUAACAUUUUCUACUGAAGGGAGAAAAACCUAAAGAAUAAACAGGAGUCACAGCUGAAAGUUUCUGCUGCUAUUGAGCUCACUGAGGCAUUUACAGCUCUGUGUUCCUGUCACUGUGCAGAUACUGGAUCCUAAUAUAACUCAGACACCCCCGAUCAUCGGCCGGAACCUUCCUGUCCGGAAGUGAAUUCGUCGAGCUGUUUAAGGAAGCACACAAGAGGAGCUGAGGCUGUGUAGUUUUCGGUGCACGCUUUAUUUGUGGAAUAAACUGUAUUCUUUAAGCUCCGGAUGGAGAUAUUAGGAAGCACGUUUGACGACUCGGUGUUUUCGGAGGUCAGAGACCGAGUGUGUGCGUCUCUGUCUUCUUACAGCGCCAAACUGUGUGAGCCGGAGUGGUUUUGUGAGAGUGCUGCUCUGGAGACUGAAGAUUCCCUGGAGAAGCAGAAAGUCUACAAGUUCAGAGGCGACCUGGCUGUGAGACAAGGGAACUAUCAGAAAGCCUUGGAAGCAUACAGCAGCUGCCUGCAGUGGAUCGCCGACAACAACCUGACCAUCAGACGAGAUGUAGUGGAGGGGAUGGCCCGAUGCUGCACCAAACUGGGACAGAGAGACAGAGCGCUGCACUUGGCCGAUUUGCUGAGCAAAGAAGCCUCCAACACCUGUCACCUAACCAGCCUCCUGCUGCUCAAGGUCAGCAUCUACGAGCAAUUUGGAGCUGUGGGAUCAAAGAUGUCGUCUCUGCAGCAGCUGUGCAGCCUGCUGCCCUUUAACCCCUGGCACUGGUUCAGCCUGGGACAGACGUGUUUGCAGUUGCUGGACAGCAACACAACCACAGGAUUGUUUUCCUCUGAGAGCUGUGAAUCAACAGACGAGCAGGAGGAUCGAGAGACUGAGAGGCAUCUGGAGGAGGCUGCAGAGCUCCGGGAGGACAGAGUCUGGCUCAAAGCCUGCACUUGUUUCAUCAGGACAAGACUGCUGUUGAGAAUCCUUCGACAGCAGCAGUCCUCCUUUGUGCUGCAGCGCAGUAAGCGAGCCCUACACAUGGCAGAAGAGGCGUUACAGCGGCUCAACCCCAGAGAAGCAACCCUGCAGUCUCUCACUGAGGUGAUGUCAGAGGACCUGAUUCCAGAGAGGAUGAGGGAGGACUACCAGGACGGGGAGAGCCUGGCCAUUGUGUGUUUGGACAGCUUCAGGCAGCGCUGGUGGAACAAGAUCUUGCUGACAGGGGUGUUAGAGACUGACGGACUGCAGCAUGAAACACAACGUCCUCAUGCUCUAGGGUUGACUGUUAACAAUGGUGUGUGCAAUCAAGAAGGGACUGAAGAACCGGCUGAAGAUGGUUCAAACAAACAGCACAGUGAAUGCGGUCAUCAUUAAGCCUGCAAACUAAACCAUUUGUAUUUCAUCCACUUCUGCUAAUAGCCUAAAAUGGCUGCAUAAAAACAGUCUAAUGUUUCAGAUGCUGUUCUUGUCAGACUGUUCUCAGUAUUAUGAAGAUAAUGAAAGCCCCAACACAGCCAUUAUACGGAUGCUGUCACCAACCUGCCUGCCUCUCGGGACAGCGGAGGCUUGUUGUUUGUGACAACAGAUUAUCUCCUCACAUCGCUCUGCUCAACAUUAGCCUGAGCAGAUGUUUAAUAUCAGAAAACACCUCUCUCUCUCUGUGUGUGUGUGUGUGUGUGUGUGUGUGUGUGUGUGUGUGUGUGUGUGUGUGUGUGUGUGUGUGUGUGGCAGCUGUAAAAUUACCCCAAAUGUUUAACUAAAAUACACCUUUCAGGUUUAGAAACAUGUAACAGACCACACGUCUUGAUGAGGUUACCAAACUGAGUUAAUAUUUUAUUUGAACAAACAUGGAUACAUUAUUUUCCCCAUACAGUACACACAAAAUGCACCAAGGCUGCUAAACUGAAAGUUCGGUUUUGUAGCAAUAAUAAGCUCUUCUCCUGGUCGAGUGUAAUUUCAAAAGGUUCACAGUAAAAUUACACAAACCUUUUGGAGACACUACGUUGUUCGUAUAAGUGUAGCUCCUGUGUUUCUGGAUGAAUAAAUGUGACCAACAAAGGGUUAGGUAAAGGUUCUGUUUAGAUUGAAUCCUGCUGUGUGUCUCUCAUUCAUGCUCUUGCUUCUUCUCAGCGGUUCAUUCAUGCUGCUCUGUAAAGGCCUCCAGCCAUGCUGCCCCCCUGUCAUCUGUCCCAUCCCGUAGGUGGUCCUGAAGGAGCUGUGGCGCUCCACAGCUGUGGGCCUUCCUGCAGUGUGAUGUUUCCAGAGGGUCCGGUUUAGUCUUGGAGGGGGAUUCAGCUGCUGUGAAGAGUGGGACUGUAGAUGCAUCUGGGCUGCUUUACCUGGAAGAAAGAGUUUAGGGUCUUUCUGGAGCUGAGGCCUGAGAUGACCUCUCAUUGGACCUGGAGGCUCUGUGCUGGUUUGUGAUUGGAGCGGGGGCUGGCAGUAUCUCUGUGGCUGACCCUGCCUCCUGGUUUCUAGAAAGGAGAAUUUGUUUUGCAGAUCAGGUGUGUGUCCUCUUGGAGGGGUAAAAGGAAGCAGAUGCGUGGUGUCUGCUUGUUUUUGUUGCGAUGUAGGCGAGUGGGGUUUAGGAUUCUCAUGUGGAAGUUCCACUUUGGGUUUAAAAUUGUGUGAGGAGCUCCAUUGUCCUUUCUGGGCGUUUAGGUCUGCAGCAGUCCCCAGAGGGUUUGUCGGUAAGAAGCGCCCUUCAGUAGUCACGUCUGCAUGACCAAGAUUUGAAUUCUUCAAAGCUGUUUGAUAGCGUGCAGUCCUGUGCUGUCCAUGUGUGAGGGAGACCAUGUGCAGAGGGUUUGACUCUUGGACCUUUGCAUUGUUUUCAGCUGUGGCGCUGAUGUUAAACUGAGACGGAAUGUGUGAGAAGUAGGUCUGAUCGGGAGGAUAUGAGUGACUCUG